Messenger RNA from Daphnia magna, 1050 nucleotides. RefSeq names its product glycine-rich cell wall structural protein 1.0. The record is from RefSeq and is a predicted model, not a curated record. The transcript is spliced from 6 exons. The coding region runs from base 1 to 891 and encodes 296 amino acids. Lineage: Eukaryota; Metazoa; Arthropoda; Branchiopoda; Diplostraca; Daphniidae.
AUGGCUGAAGGCCAUUGCAAACCUAUUGCUCUUCAGUUGCAAAUCGUGCAGUUGCAAAUACCAAUCCCUAACGGAAUCUUCAAUAAGAAUGCCUUUAUUCUCCAAUGUUAUGUGGGCCUCGUUGCUGGUUGUUGUCUUGGUUUUCUCAACAUCGGACGCACACAAAAAGGAAGAGGAGGCAGUGGUAAUGGUGGAGGCUAUGGUGUUUACGGUGGCCAACAAAGUCUAGGCUACGGUGGUGGUCAUACAUUACUACCGAUGAAUUCGGGACACGGUGGCCAUUCAUCGCAGAAAGAAUACGGUGGCCCCAUUUCUCCGAUGAUAGGAGGACACCACAGCAGUCAAGCAGCACCCGUGAGCAGAGAGUAUGGAGGUCAGAUUGCGCCAAUACGUGGAGGGUACGGUGGUCACGCAUCACCCAUGGGUGUAGGAGAUACCAGUAGUCACGCUUCUCCCGUUAGUGGUGGGUAUGGUGGACAUGGUUCACCAGCCGGUGGAGGAUACGGAGGGUACGGCAGUAGUCAAGCGGUCCGUCGGCCUAAGAGUGGAGGCUACAAUAAAAAUCACGCUGCAUCUGUGAGCGGAGGAUAUGGUGGUUAUGCUGCGCCAAUGAACGGAGGAUUCGGGGGUCAUUCAGCGCCAGCAAGAAAAGGACAUGGUGGUCACGCAGCUCAAAUAAACACAGGAUACGGUGGCCAUGUAGUGCCAACCAGUGGAGGAUAUGAAGGUCAUGUAGCUCCUAUGAACGGAGGAUACGGAAGUCACGCAGCAUCGGUAGGAAAAGGUUACGUUGGCCACGGAUCACAAAUAAGUGGAGGAUAUGGAGGUCAUUCUGCACCAACUAGUGGAGGUUAUGGAAGCCACGCUGCUGGAAAAGGCUAUGGUCGUUAAAAACUGGCCUUAGAACAAAGCUUCAAUCUUCUCGAGAUCUGCAAUCCACCCACUUAAGUCGAAUUGAUCAGUUGAAAAAAGAAAUUUCCCAUCAGGGAAUGGCCGUCUGUGGAUCCAAAUUAAACGAAUUUUCGGAAAAUACACGUUUUUUUCAUAAAA